AUUCGCACUCCGGGGCAUCGCGCGCGACAGGCUCCCGUGCUUGGUGCGUCAACAGACCGUUAAUCAGCCCUCAAGCACGUCGGCGCGGUCCUUAGCAUGCAGGCUCGACGUCGGCCAUCGUUGCCGAGCGUCGUCGUCUGCAUGCAGAGUGUCGCCAUGUACACCGACGUCGGUCGUUGUCUCUGCAUGCUCGAGCCACGCGCAAACACGCUCGAGACGUGUCGGCAUGACUGUACUACCUCGACUGCGCUUCAACAGCACGGUGUCUGCGUCGUCGCUCGAUGUGUGCGCGCACUCGCCUGUCCGACCACGACAGCACGUCGACGUCGUCGUCGGCCAAACGAGCACGCUACUCAGGCCUCAAGCCCGCGCGACGACACCUCGAUGUCUUGCCCUUCAUCCUCUCCUUCCUUCACUUCCCUUCACUAUCCGCGCGACCGUCGACGGCAACACGCGGCAUCCUUUUCGGUGGUAUGCGUAGUCGCGGGAUCGCCACGACGGCCUGGCUUCGACGUUACGCCUGACUUGGCAUGUGCUUGCGCUUUGUUGACGGAAAAAUCGAGCACAUAGCUGCUGCAUGUUUCAGCUCUAGCGUCCCAGAGCAGCAUACACACGGCGCCUAUGGACUUGACGACUC
This is a messenger RNA of Tilletiopsis washingtonensis, 637 nucleotides long. RefSeq lists its product as hypothetical. Bases 97 to 570 code for a protein of 157 amino acids. The record is from RefSeq and is a predicted model, not a curated record. The transcript has 8 exons. Lineage: Eukaryota; Fungi; Basidiomycota; Exobasidiomycetes; Entylomatales.